CAACACGGUCGUUCUUGGUUCGUCUUUCUUCUUCAUUGCGCGUAUCACGGCCUUGAUUUUCUUGCACUGCUCCAGAAUGUCAGACUACGAGGAUGAUAUGGAUGUAGACGCUCCGGCGUCCGUACAGUUCAGCUCACACAACACCGACGCAAAGGCUAAGAGGCCUGUUGCCGAUCUCCCAGUUGAAGCUGAAGAUAACUUACCAUGGGUAGAAAAGUAUCGCCCAAAUACCCUCAGUGAGGUCUCCGGACACCAGGACGUCCUAGCUACCAUCAACAAAUUUGUCGAGUCAAAUAGGUUACCGCAUCUCCUUCUGUAUGGUCCUCCGGGAACAGGCAAGACAUCCACCAUUCUCGCGCUCGCCAGAAAAAUAUAUGGUAGCAAGAAUAUGCGACAGAUGGUGCUCGAGCUCAAUGCCAGUGACGACAGAGGCAUUGACGUUGUUAGAGAACAGAUAAGAACAUUUGCUAGCACAAAACAGAUAUUUUCAAUGGCGCCGCCGACUACUUCUUCCGGGUCAUCCCUAGGGGCAUUCAAAUUAAUCGUCCUUGAUGAGGCUGAUGCUAUGACUGCUACUGCGCAGAUGGCUCUCCGCCGAAUCAUGGAGAAGUACACGGCCAACACGCGAUUCUGCAUCAUUGCGAACUACACGCACAAGCUGUCACCAGCCCUUCUAUCGCGAUGUACACGCUUUAGAUUUAGUCCCUUAAAGGAGGCCGAUAUUAGGCAAUUGGUCGACCAAGUGAUCGAGAAGGAGCAAGUACGGAUUCAGCCGGGCGCUGUAGACAGCCUAGUAAAGCUAAGCAAGGGCGACAUGCGCCGAGCAUUGAACGUUCUCCAAGCAUGUCAUGCAAGCAGUAAGUGCAACUCUAACCUCACUGGUUAUGAUAAGAAUUCUAGGCGCUUAUCUUUACCCCAGGCAAGCCUCUCCCGAUGAAAGAUGCGUCGAAGAACGAGCCACACCGGGAAUCGGAAGUUAUCACGAACGAUACCAUCUACAACUGCGUUGCCGCACCUCAUCCUUCGGACAUUCACGAGAUCAUGACAACCUUACUGUCUACUAGCGACGUCACGUCGUGCCUCAACACAUUAAACACAAUGAAGGCGAACAAGGGCCUUGCUCUAGCCGACAUCCUGUCAGCAUUGGGGGAGCAGUUGCAACGACUGGAGGUCCCUGUGCAGACGAGGAUCACAUGGCUGGAGGGUCUGGCCGAGAUCGAAUGGCGCCUAUCAGGUGGUGGAUCGGAAGCAAUACAGACAGGCGGGCUUGUCGGAGUGGUGCGGAACGGAUGCGAGCUCAUGGGAGACAAGGCGAUUCCCAUGGAUAUAUGAUCCUCACCCGUGCAGCUCUGCUAUUUGUCUUCUGUGUGCAGUGUGCAGUGUGCACUGCAGGGUUGGGGUUUCCGAGCGGCUGGUCCGGAGGUGGGGGAGUCCAACACAUAUCCAUGGGGUAGCGUUAUUGUGAUAUCUGAUCGAGGCCCAUAAUUACUAUUGUGCCAUACGAGGGACAUCUCGCUAUCAUUCGAGCCAUUCAACCCAGGAAGCUGAUCGGGCUAUCGCCGUGCUCCGGCAAACGAAUCAAGGCUUUUUUUUCGCCGAUCUGAUCCAAGCCGGCCAUUCUUGUAGAUAUUAUUUUCCUAGCGCGUUGACAGUAAGAUGAUUAAGCCCAAUUGUGAAUUGACUUCGACCGGACACGCCCAGAACUUGGCAUCGCUGGAAAACUGCAAAACCCCUCUGUUAAUAUUAUUACGUACCUGCAAGCCGUGGCGUGC
Monascus purpureus is the source of this 1772-nucleotide messenger RNA. NCBI's taxonomy places the organism in Eukaryota, Fungi, Ascomycota, Eurotiomycetes, Eurotiales, Aspergillaceae. The record is from the annotation of a GenBank genome assembly.